AUGUCCAUCAUUCAGCAACAUACGGCGUCGUCGCUCACCGAUGCGUGGAGGACCAUCAAUAUCGACGCCCUCGACCCGGACUCUUCGCAAAACUUUGACACGUCGACGCUGCACCCGCCGCUGCCCGAGAUUAGCGAUGCCGACGUCCGCCAGCUGAAAGAGGGCGUGCGCCAGCUCCUCAGGGGCGGCGAUGCCGAGGGCGCAUUGAGGGGCUGUCUCGAGAGUCCGGUUUACAAUAGUGAUGAGGCUACAAAGGACGCACAUCUCCAGACAGUUCUCGAAGUUCUGCAGUCCAUCAAGGCGAGCGAAAUGACGCCGAUGCUGCAACGCAUUUACGCAUCAGAAGGCGGCAGCGAGCUCCUCGACGUACUGACCAAGUACUUGUACAAGGGCAUGAGCGCUUCCAGCGGACUCAAGGCACCUACACGGGCAGGCAGCAAUGUGACCCCACAAGCGACUGGCUUCAGCCAGAUGUCCGGCCGACCGGGCGCUGCCAAUGAGUCGACUGGUGCGGCCAUGAGCGUCUUGUUGAGCUGGCACGAAAAGGUUGUUGACGUUGCGGGCCUGGGCAGCAUUGGCCGAUGCAUGACGGACUGGAGAAAGGUGUAA
Pestalotiopsis fici W106-1 is the source of this 609-nucleotide messenger RNA. RefSeq lists its product as uncharacterized. The record is from RefSeq and is a predicted model, not a curated record. Bases 1 to 609 code for a protein of 202 amino acids. Gene Ontology annotation, cellular component: cytoplasm; Arp2/3 protein complex; actin cytoskeleton. The transcript is spliced from 3 exons. Gene Ontology annotation, molecular function: actin filament binding. Gene Ontology annotation, biological process: regulation of actin filament polymerization; Arp2/3 complex-mediated actin nucleation. NCBI's taxonomy places the organism in Eukaryota, Fungi, Ascomycota, Sordariomycetes, Amphisphaeriales, Sporocadaceae.